Molecule: messenger RNA, 3974 nt
Organism: Momordica charantia (bitter melon)
Lineage: Eukaryota; Viridiplantae; Streptophyta; Magnoliopsida; Cucurbitales; Cucurbitaceae
Product: Beta-glucosidase, GBA2 type family protein
Biological process (GO): carbohydrate metabolic process; glucosylceramide catabolic process
Cellular component (GO): membrane
Molecular function (GO): beta-glucosidase activity; glucosylceramidase activity
Source: RefSeq, a predicted model, not a curated record
AGUAUUUCGGAAGUGGAAAAUAUAAAAGGCGGAGCUGCUCCGUUCGUAUUCCGACUCAGCCCAUCAGAAUCCUGCCUGAGCACCACCUGGCGAUCAACCAGCCACCGUUGAGACUCCGGUGACAGGUGCCUCGCCGGCGACACGCCACGCCUUCACGUUUCUUCCUAGUAUCUCGCACCCAUACGCCAAUCAAUCGAAGCCGUUGUGUUAUUAUUUACUUUCGUUUUUCAAAGCUCAAUUUGAUGCGAAUCCCGAGAGGUUCGGUUCCAUUUUACUGAUCCCGUGGACUGAAAUUCAAUUCGGUUUCUCGAACGGCGUGUUGUUGGUGGAAUCGGACAACAGUCCUCUGAUGUUUUGGUUUCGGAUUUGGAUUUGGAGCUGUGGAGCUCGGUAGGAUUGCGAAUUGAGGUAUUUGGAAGGAAGGAAGUGAUUGCUUCGGCUUUGUUUUGAUUUCAAGUCUAUUCUACACUCCAAUUUGGAGCGGGUAGUUGUCGCUUUUCUUGUCCUUGAUUGGAGUUGAAGGUAGCUCCGUGGCUUCAAUUAGCUUGGAAGAAGUAUUUGAUUUCGAGAGGAAUUACGUCACGUUAGUUUCAGCAUUUUUUAUAUUCGGGCCUCUGUUUCGUUUUGGGCGAUAUUCCCGCAUCUCAUCUACAAUGGUUUCUGGGAAUUUGUUUCACUGUAGAAAGAACUCAUGGCCGCCCGACGAGUAUAUCAGCAAGUCGACUUUGCAGCUGUUUGAUUUUGAUAGUGCUGCACCACCUGAACAAGCCUGGAGAAGGAAAUUAAAUGGCCAUGCGAAUAUUCUUAAAGAAUUUAGUGUCACAUUUAUUGAAGCAAUUAAAAUGGUUCGACUUGGCAUUCGCUUGUGGUCCUACGUAAGGGAAGAGGCUUCUCAUGGAAGGAAAGCACCUAUUGAUCCAUUCACCCGAGAAAGUUGCAAACCUUCAGCAUCUCAAGGGGUUCCACUUGGAGGAAUGGGAAGUGGCAGUAUAUCCAGAGGUUUUCGAGGCGAGUUCAGGCAAUGGCAAAUUGUUCCUGGUACAUGUGAAGCCUCUCCUGUCAUGGCCAAUCAAUUUUCUAUAUUUAUUUCAAGAGAUGGAGGAAGUAAAAAAUAUGCAUCAGUUCUGGCUCCUGGUCAACAUGAAGGCUUAGGGAAAGCUGGGGACUCAGGAAUAUCAUCGUGGGGAUGGAAUCUUGAUGGUCAGCAUUCCACAUAUCAUGCUUUGUUCCCUAGGGCAUGGACAGUAUACGAUGGUGAACCAGAUCCAGAACUUAAAGUUUCUUGUAGGCAAAUAUCACCAUUUGUACCACAUAAUUAUAGAGAUAGCAGUCUUCCCACUGCUGUUUUUGUAUAUACAUUGGUAAAUACUGGACGUGAAAGGGCAAAAGUGAGCCUUCUUUUUACUUGGGCGAAUUCAAUAGGAGGAAUCUCACAUUUAUCUGGCGAUCAUGUGAAUGAGCCAUUUAUAGGUGAAGAUGGAGUAGCUGGAGUGCUUCUACAUCACAAAACUGCAAAGGGGAAUCCUCCAGUUACCUUUGCCAUAGCUGCAUGUGAGACGCAAAAUGUUAGCGUUACAGUUUUGCCAUCUUUUGGACUCUCUGAAGGAAGUUGCAUCACAGCAAAGGACAUGUGGGAUAAAAUGGUGCAGGAUGGGGAAUUUGAUCGUGAUAACUUCAGCUCGGGACCAAGCAUGCCUUCCUCACCUGGGGAGACACUUUGUGCUGCGGUUGCAGCCUCUGCAUGGGUGGAACCUCAUGGAAAAUGCACUGUCGCAUUUUCUCUGUCAUGGUCAUCUCCAAAAGUCAAGUUUUUGAAGGGAUUCUCAUAUCAUAGGAGGUACACAAAGUUUUAUGGUACUUCUGAAAAGGCUGCUCAAAUUUUGGCACAUGAUGCACUUACAAAUUAUAAAAGAUGGGAAGAGGAGAUUGAGAAAUGGCAGAGGCCUAUCCUCAUGGACGAAAGGCUACCUGAAUGGUAUAAGUUCACAUUGUUUAACGAGCUUUAUUUUCUGGUUGCUGGUGGCACAGUCUGGAUUGAUUCUCCCUUGGUGGAUAUACAAAAGCCAAAUGAUCAAGAUGAACUAGCUGGAAUGAAAAAGGAUGAUAUAAAAGCAACAGAAGCUAAAGUUAGUGGUAAGGGAGAAGAAGUCUCCAAGACUACGACCACCACUACUCUUAACGGUUUUGCUGAUAUCGAAUUUGAUGGUGAUGAAAAUUCUACUUCUAGUUCCCAUGUAAGUGAAGAUGAGUCAAUUGUUCCAUUGAAAAGGGGCUAUAACGACCACUCUUGUCAAAGAUACAAAGUAUUGGACCCGGAAAAUCCUGAGGAAGAUGUUGGUAGGUUUCUUUACUUGGAAGGAGUAGAGUAUGUGAUGUGGUGCACAUAUGACGUGCAUUUUUAUGCAUCCUUUGCCCUUCUCGAGCUAUUUCCCAAGAUUGAACUCAAUAUUCAACGGGACUUUGCAAAAGCAGUCUUAUCAGAGGAUGGAAGAAAAGUAAAGUUUCUUGCUGACGGAAGAUAUGGAAUCCGUAAAGUUAGGGGUGCUGUUCCACAUGACCUCGGGACACAUGAUCCUUGGAAUGAAAUGAACGCUUACAACAUCCAUGAUACGAGCAGGUGGAAGGAUUUGAACACAAAGUUCGUGCUUCAGGUUUAUAGAGAUUUUGCUGCAACUCGUGACAUGUCAUUUGGAGUUGAUGUUUGGCCUUCUGUUCGUGCUGCGAUAGAAUACCUCGAACAAUUUGAUAGAGAUGGUGAUGGUGUUAUUGAGAACGAUGGGUUUCCAGACCAGACCUAUGAUACUUGGACUGUUCAUGGUAUUAGUGCAUACUGUGGUGGUUUGUGGGUUGCUGCUUUACAGGCAGCAGCAGCAAUGGCCCAUCAGCUGGGCGACCGAGAUUUUGCUGAAACUUGCAAGGGCAAAUAUCUGAAAGCCAAAUCCGUUUUGGUAGCGAAACUGUGGAAUGGUUCUUAUUUUAACUAUGACAGUGGAUCAAGUAGUAACAGUAAAUCUAUACAAGCUGAUCAACUAGCAGGGCAAUGGUAUACAGCAUCCUCUGGUUUGCCUCCUCUGUUUGAUGACUUCAAAAUCAGAAGUUCUCUGAAGAAAAUCUACGACUACAACGUGAUGAAAAUUAGAGGAGGCAGGAUGGGCGCUGUAAAUGGAAUGUAUCCUAAUGGAAAGGUGGAUGAGACCUGCAUGCAGUCUCGUGAAAUAUGGACUGGUGUUACCUAUGCUGUUGCAGCUACGAUGAUCCUUUCUGGUAUGGAGGAGGAAGCAUUUAAAACUGCAGAGGGCAUUUUCCUUGCUGGCUGGUCGGAAGAGGGAUUUGGGUACUGGUUCCAGACCCCAGAGGCAUGGACCACGGAUGGGCACUUCAGAUCCCUGAUAUAUAUGAGACCACUGGCUAUCUGGAGCAUGCAGUGGGCGCUAUCCCUACCAAAGGCAAUACUCGAGGCCCCGGAAGUCAACAUAAUGGACAGAAUCCAAGUCUCCCCUGCCAACACAAGGUUCUUUCGCCACGAAACCGGUGUCAGAAGGAUCGCCACAAAAGCUAAGUGUUUUGGUGAUUCUGUUUUCAAUUGUGCAUGCUAGUGCCUAUUUUUUUUUCAUUAGUCCUUAUAAAGUUGUCUUUGCUGAGCGAUGUUCAUGUGCUGCCUCAAACCUCUCCGGCAGUUGAAAAGUAAAAUACUGAGGGUAGGUUUGGGGAAAGCAUGAUUGUAGAGUUGGGUAAGUCAUGGUGGAGGUAAUACAUGGGGCGGGUCAAAGCCUGGAUAAGCUUAUUCUCUCGGCUGCUUCUUCCUUCUGUCUAGUAAAAUGUUUAUAUAGAGAAUCUCGUGCCAUAAUUUAUUAUUAUUCAUCUUUUUUUAAUAUUCCUGCAAGAUUCUUGGUCUGAAAUAUUGGAACAGAAAAUAUUGCCAUUGAGGCUCAGUUGUGUUGGCUGGGUUAUCCAGUGCAUUUAGAUUCACAUUU